Molecule: messenger RNA, 3582 nt
Organism: Trichoderma gamsii
Lineage: Eukaryota; Fungi; Ascomycota; Sordariomycetes; Hypocreales; Hypocreaceae
Product: sorting nexin mvp-1
Exons: 7
Coding region: 1-3582 (1193 amino acids)
Biological process (GO): translation; retrograde transport, endosome to Golgi; protein targeting to vacuole
Cellular component (GO): endosome; large ribosomal subunit
Molecular function (GO): structural constituent of ribosome; phosphatidylinositol-3-phosphate binding
Source: RefSeq, a predicted model, not a curated record
AUGGUACCAGUCCAAAAUCUUCAGGAUGCAGACAAGCAAAACUGCCCGCGCUGCGACAAAAGACCCAGCUAUACCACGAUGCCUCCCCGAAUACCGUUUCUCAGCACAGCGUCGUGCUGCCGAGUCGCCGUCAACACUCCCGCCACCUCAUUGACAGCCUGUCUUGCCAGGCUCACCCUCCAGCAGACCCAAACCCGCAAUGCUUCGAUCCUAGGCAGCCUGGCCAACAAUGCCGGCGCCAUCAAAAACAGAAAACGAGUUGGUCGCGGUCCCUCCUCAGGCCACGGCAAGACUUCCGGACGAGGCCACAAGGGUCAGCGACAGCACGGAAAAGUCAAGCCCUGGUUCCAGGGCGGUCAGACACCUUUGAUCGUCAAGCACGGCCGGAAGGGUUUCGACAACUUCCGAGCACCCAAGAUCUCCGAAGUGAACCUGGACCAGAUUCAGAACUGGAUCGACCAAGGCCGACUCGACCCCUCGAAGCAAAUCACGCCGAAGGAGCUGAUCGAAAGCAAGCUGAUUGGCAGCGUCAAAGACGGCGUCAAGAUUCUCUCUCGCGGCGACGAGGUUCUCAAACAACCCAUCAACGUCAUGGUGUCAAGAGUCUCAGCAGGCGCAAUUGCUGCCAUUGAAGCCACGGGAGGCAAGGUGCUCACCAGAUACUACACGAGACUGGCCAUCCAGCGACUGCUUACCGGCGAGUCCGUCAACACCGACCGGCCCCUACCAGUUGGCGCCGAGCAUGUGGAGUCAAUCUUGGCCGAGGCGAGAAAGGGUCCAUUCCGAUACAGAUUACCGGACCCUACAAGCCGUGCCGACAUCGAGUACUACCGAGACCCUGCGCACAGGGGAUACCUGAGCCACCAGGUUGCCCCAGGCCAGUCACCCAGUUUGUACUUUAGGGUGCCUGGUGUGCACAAGGUGAAGAGCGAAGUGAAGAAGGACAAGAAAAAGGCGGAGGAGACGUUGUGCUUCUCCAACGUCUAUACUACACUCGGCGUCUCACACCUUCCUCCCUUGACCCAUAUCGUCGUCCUCCAGCCAGCCAGCCGGGCGCUACAGCAGCGCCAUUACGCACGCCGAGCUAAACAAAGACGCAACGCAACACUAAGGCCCGGGCUAGCCAUCCUUGCUUCAUCAUUAAUACUGCGACAGCCAACCUCGCCUCUUUCCGACUGCGCAACCCCGCGACCGCAACAGACUCCCUCGCCUCUCCUGCUGUCUGGCUUCUCGUUCGUCUUGCUUUUGCCUUGUCAAUCAUCACAAGAGACACACAGCGAGCUUCGUCAUCCACCACCGGCCGGCCAUCGCAGCAUGUCGCUCUUUGGAGACGAGCCCACCGACAAUGGCCCAGCCAUGGGCUCGCCGCCGGCCAAUCGAGGCGGGCUUUUCGACGACGAGCCCGCGUCGGGCCGCAACUCGUCCAGCCUCUUCGACGACAACAGCGGCGCCUCGUCGCCCUGGGACAUGCCCACGCCGCGCAAGCAGCGCAGCCGCUCCGAGAUGAUCCGCACCCUGCUGCCGGCCGCGGACGUGCCCGAGAGCUACGUCGGGGCCUUUGACGCCGUCGUGGGCGAGGACGGCCGUGAUGGCCAGGUCACAGCUGCUGGCAUCGCCAAGCUGUUCGCCGUGGCGAGGCUGGACGCCGAUGCCCAGGCGCGCAUCAUGGCGCUGGUGGCUCCUGGCCAAGGGUCCGACGUCUUGCUGUCGCGCAACGAGUUCAACGUGGUGCUCGCGCUGAUUGGGCUGGCGCAAGAGGGCGACAUCAUCAGCCUCGACGGAGUUGAUGAACGACGACGAAACAUACCUCAGCCCAACUUACCAGGACUUACCGCCGAACCCGUCAUGCCUCCCAUUAGUGAACUUGCGGCGAAACCACCACAGGUCCCUUCCAAAAAUGAAUCAGAACCCGAGCCGUAUGAGCCUGAGCCGCAACCCCAGCCGCAACCCCAGCCACAGCUUCCCGCGGAGCCACAGCCUCCUACUACCACCUUAACCAGAUCAACCUUGGUUGACCCCGAAGACGAUCCAUGGAACGCGCCAGACCUGCACAAGGGCCACUCCCAUUCCCGCUCAAAUGGUUCGGAGAUUCACGCCCCUGCGGUCAAUGGAAACAGCCACGAUUUCAACCAGAAUGCGCCUCCGCCGUUCGAAUCACGUCUCGCAAACAACUACAGUGCUCCGCCCGAGAACGCCCGCCCAUCCAACCGCCCAAGGCAAGUCUCGAGUAGCUCUUUGACUGGCCAAGGGGGCUGGGGAGGUGGUUUCUACGGCAGCUCACCUGGUGGUGGUUUCAAUGAUGUGCCUCCUCAAAUUCAGAACCCGCCGAUGCCCACCAUGCAGAACUUAUUUGGAGCGGAUGGCGCUGGUUCAGUGCCUGGAGCUCCGCCUACCAUGGCACCGCCCCGAAGCUUGGGCGGCCGCGUGGGAAACAACGCAGAGGAAAAUGUCGUAGUCACGCUCAUGCCGGGAAAGGAGGGUAUCUUCAUGUUUCAGCACCACAACUACGAGGUUACGAGCCAUCGACGAGGCAGCAAAGUCGUUCGCCGGUACAGCGACUUUGUCUGGCUGUUGGAUUGCUUGCACAAGAGAUAUCCGUUUAGGAUGCUGCCGCUGCUACCUCCCAAGCGUGUGGCUGUCAAUGGCAAUCAUCUAUCCAACGACGGUGCUUUUAUUGAAAAACGACGUCGAGGGCUGGCUAGAUUCCUAAACGCCCUCGUACGGCAUCCAGUGCUGAGCCAAGAGCAGCUAGUUGUCAUGUUCUUGACUGUUCCUACAGAACUUGCCGUUUGGCGAAAGCAAGCAAACCUUUCUGUCCAAGACGAAUUCACUGACCGGACGCUGCCCCCCGGUCUGGAAGAUUCACUUCCGCCAACUUUGGAGGAUCUCUUCACCCGAACAAGCAACGGAGUUCGUCGUUCUUCCGAGCUAUACAUUACUUCCUGCAACAUCAUGGAUCGUCUCGUCAAAAGAACAGAGGGCGUCGCAGCAGACCAUGCGCGGGUUGCCAUGUCGCUCAUUUCGCUCACCGAAGCCUCUGCCGAUACCUACGCCACCGAUACGAGCGAAGUUCCGCUACUCAACGACGGUUUGACAGCAAUGAGCAGGCACUUGAGUAAUUGCCAGACUUUACUCGAGGACGAGAGCCGGGGAUGGGAAGAAGGUGUGCUUGAGGAUCUGAAGCGACAGCGAGAUGCUCUGGUUAGCCUCCGCGAGCUGUUCGACCGAAGAGAGCGAUUGGACAAGGAUAACAUCCCGUAUUUGGAAAGGAGAAUACAGGCCAAUGAGACCAAGCUGGCCAACCUGCGGUCCAAGCCAGAGGGUCUCGUCAAGCCGGGGGAGAUUGAAAAGGUGGCAGAGGCCAUCAUCAAGGAUAAGGAGUCUAUUGUGCAACAGCACAACCGUUCCAUCUUUGUCAAGGAGUGUCUCCGAGACGAGCUCAUCACUUUCCAGUCAACCCAGUACCACGUCAGCAAAUGGAACCAAGACUGGGCUGGCGAGCGCGUCAAGUAUGCGGAGAUGCUGGCGGAUAACUGGCGCCGCCUAUUGGAUGCUCUGGAGGGCAUGCCUCUGGGCGAUUAA